This is a messenger RNA of Panicum hallii, 1632 nucleotides long. Its product is annotated as sphingoid long-chain bases kinase 2, mitochondrial-like. The transcript has 12 exons. Gene Ontology annotation, molecular function: kinase activity; ATP binding. Lineage: Eukaryota; Viridiplantae; Streptophyta; Magnoliopsida; Poales; Poaceae. Bases 206 to 1270 code for a protein of 354 amino acids. Gene Ontology annotation, biological process: phospholipid biosynthetic process; protein insertion into mitochondrial inner membrane; phosphorylation. Gene Ontology annotation, cellular component: TIM22 mitochondrial import inner membrane insertion complex. The record is from RefSeq and is a predicted model, not a curated record.
UGCAUUGCUGCAAUUCGAAUGCCUGCGAGACGUCUGAAGAUCGUCUGAACAGACAACUGACUGGUGACUGCACAUGAAUCAGCAAGUCGAGGAAGUCUGCCUCAUCCUGCAUAUGGCGUACUUCGACAGUCCGCGGCGCCUUUCAAGCCAGUAGUGUGCGUUUCGCUCUUCCGAGUCAAGUCGGGGAUAAGCGGCAAGCGGCGCCAUGGCCGCGCCGGCGACACCGAGGCCGUCCCUGAUCCUCCCGCGUGCCUCCUCGCACUCCCACUCCCAACCCAGCGCCGGCGGCCUCACCUCCGACCGCGUCACCGCCUCCAACCGCCGGCGCGGCGACUUUGUUUUCGUCGUCAACCCUUCCGGCGCCAAUGGCCGCACGGGCAAGCAGUGGAAGCAGCUGCUCCCGCACCUCCGCACUCGCCUCGCCGACCAGUGCAACAUUUGCGAGUGCAUCACUUCGGGCCCAUCCCACGCCAUAGAUGUCACAAGGGAGGCUAUAAAGGAUGGGGCUGAUGCCGUGAUUGCUGUUGGCGGCGAUGGUACGCUUCAUGAGGUGGUGAAUGGCUUCUUUUGGAAAGGAAGUCCAGUGCGUGCUCUUGAUCGAGGGCCUGACCAUUCAACGGCGCUUGGUCUUAUUCCACUCGGAACUGGCUCAGAUUUUGCAAGGACAUUUGGCUGGACUAAUGAUCCUCGUGACGCAAUUGAUCGGAUUGUGAGAGGAGUAAAAUCAAAACUAGACAUAGGCGUGAUGGAGAGUCCCAACAGAGAACCACACUUCUUUGUUAAUGUUGCUGACAUCCAUUUGAGUGCUAAGGCAGGCUAUUUUGCUUCUAUGUACAAGAGAUUUGGCAACUUAUGCUAUGUAUUUGGAGCUUUAAGAGCCUUUUGGGGACAUAAUAAUCGAGAUAUGAGAAUAAAGGUAACUGGGGGAGAAUGGAGAACUGUCCAUAAAGUCACCGCUCUAUGCAUAGGAAAUGCCAAGUACUUUGGUGGUGGUAUGAAGAUAACACCAACAGCCGAUCCUUUUAGCGGUAACCUUGAGGUUGUUAUUCUUCAACAUUUCAAAUGGUACGACUUUCUUCUGAAGCUACACAGGCUGUAUGGAGGCACGCAUCUGUCAGUGAAUGGUGUGUCGUCAAUAAGGGUUCAGUCUAUUGAAGUAGCAGAGGUGACGGCUAGCGGUGGCAUCUUUGUGCAAUCUGAUGGGGAGCAUUUCGGCUUUCUGCCAACCAAAUUUUCAGUUCUUCCUGGUGCAGUUGAUUUCUUCUGCUAGAUCGUCAUGGUCUUUCUUGCUGUUGGACUGACAGAAAGAUGCACGAUUCUAGGUUAGAUCACUGUUGCGAAAUGAUAUGGCAAUCUAGUUGCUCCAUUCAUCUCCUGCAGUACAUCCAACAAGUUGUGCCGUGGUGUAGCACUACAACAUGUAAGUACUAUACUAGCCGUAAAAUUUGGUGAGGGCAGGUGUGUACGAGUGUAUUUAACCAUUGGAUUAUUCUGUCAGCAAUGUAAAUUUGACAGCGACUUUCAGGCAGGCCUGUACCGUGUGGCAAUAAUUCUUGUUUGCCUGUGUCCCAACAACAACAGGGCCAUGAUUAGCUGUGCUCUAAGAAUAAGUUAAUGCACUCCCAACUUGCA